ACCGAGGAGGAGAACACUUGUUACCUAAUAUGAAGACUCGAGCGUCGUGUAAGCUGUUGGUCGAGUCGAUGCAGCGGUUCAAUGCACGUCAGAGGGAUGCAGUUGGUGAGAUUGGUAUUGACCAAAUCCUUCAUCUUCGUGUGCAUGAUGUUCCAUUGCACAUGGCUUGUUGGAUUCUAGAGAAUUUUGACCCAAAGAACAUGACUUUGAGGGUUGAGAACGGAGUUGUUACCCCCCUGUGAGGAGGAGGAUGUAAAGGUCACACUUGGUUUGCCACGGGGGGACAUUGUCAUCACCAAGCGCCUCAAGGAUGUUGUUAGUGACACUUUGUGUGAAUGGAGACGGUUAUUCAUGAGACAAAGCAUGAUGUCAGAUUGACCGUGUUUGGUGAGGCUAUGGUUUCGCGAUUAGUGGGCGAUGCGUGGCUCAAGUGCCACUUCACUGUUAUAGUGGUUAGCACCCUUAUCUCAGUCAUGGGGAAUGGAUAUGCUAACCAACGGGUGUUCCAACAUUUUGAGGAUGUAGAGAAAAUCAAGUACCUCAAUUGGUGCAAGUUUUUGUUGGAUUGUUUGGUUAACGUGCAUGCCAAGUGGAUACCGAACAAAUACCAACCGUUUACUGGCCCCAUUGUAUUUAUGACGGUGUUUUAUGUGGACAGGGAUGCACACUUAGCUAGGGUGAUCCAACGUACGGUCCCUUCUGUGCGUGGGUGGACAUCUAAACUAUUGAGGGAGCGCGAGUUCUUAGAGAUUAGGGCAGGCGGGUUUGGUAGGGUAUGGUUGAGGUUCAUUCGGGUCAUGAUUGUGGUGUGCACAGGGAGGAGGCGUCCUAACAGAUGAGGUCACU
Messenger RNA from Ipomoea nil (Japanese morning glory), 846 nucleotides. RefSeq lists its product as uncharacterized. NCBI's taxonomy places the organism in Eukaryota, Viridiplantae, Streptophyta, Magnoliopsida, Solanales, Convolvulaceae. The record is from RefSeq and is a predicted model, not a curated record. Bases 336 to 839 code for a protein of 167 amino acids. The transcript is spliced from 2 exons.